Sardina pilchardus (European sardine) is the source of this 696-nucleotide messenger RNA. RefSeq names its product T-cell-specific guanine nucleotide triphosphate-binding protein 2-like. The record is from RefSeq and is a predicted model, not a curated record. Gene Ontology annotation, molecular function: GTP binding. The transcript has a single exon. Bases 1 to 696 code for a protein of 231 amino acids. Gene Ontology annotation, cellular component: membrane. Lineage: Eukaryota; Metazoa; Chordata; Actinopteri; Clupeiformes; Clupeidae.
AUGACUGAUCAACAGGAUGCCCGUGCUUUACAAAAUGAUUCUGGCAAACAAAACUUGGCAACAGCCAUUGCCAAAACCCGAGUGGUAGAUAUUUUCGAUAAUGUAGUUCUCAACAUUGCUAUAACAGGAGUGUCUGGGACAGGAAAGUCCACCUUUGUCAAUGCCAUCAGGGGUGUUAGUGAUACAGAUGAAGGAGCUGCACCAACUGGGGAGAUAGAAACUACCACAGAGUGUACCAUGUAUCCCCACCCAGUUAUGCCCAAUGUGAGGAUCUGGGACCUGCCAGGGAUUGGGACCCAAUACUUCAAAGCAAAGACAUACAUAAAAGAUGUCAAAUUCCAAAACUAUGACUUCUUUAUUAUAGUUAGUGAAAAAAGAUUCAGGGAGUAUGACAUUAUGUUGGCAAAGGAAAUUAAGAAAAAUAAAAAGGCUUUCUACUUUGUCCGUUCAAUGGUUGACCAAGAUAUUGCAAACGCUGCAAGAAGAGGGGUGCCGGAGAAUGAGACUCUUCAACGAAUAAGAAAGGACUGUGAGGAAAAUCUCAGGGAAAUGGGAUCUCCUCCUGUGUUCUUGAUCUCCUCCUUUUACCUGGAAAAAUUUGAUUUUCAAGAGCUGCUAAAUGCUCUGGAGAGAGAUCUUCCAGAUUUACAAAACAUUCCACAUAGACGGUGGACAGAUGGCUGUAAUCUGCUAUAA